Drosophila persimilis is the source of this 1186-nucleotide messenger RNA. RefSeq names its product glutaminyl-peptide cyclotransferase. The coding region runs from base 107 to 1186 and encodes 359 amino acids. Gene Ontology annotation, molecular function: glutaminyl-peptide cyclotransferase activity; zinc ion binding. NCBI's taxonomy places the organism in Eukaryota, Metazoa, Arthropoda, Insecta, Diptera, Drosophilidae. The record is from RefSeq and is a predicted model, not a curated record. The transcript has 4 exons.
AGAUUGUUUUUCUGGCGUCGGUCCAAGUCACUGCGACGCCAACCUCCAAAGCGCCAACAAGCGCCAACCUCCAAAGCUGUAGAUUUCCGACCUCCAAAGCUUACAGAUGUGGAAGAUGGAGCUCGUUCCCAAGUCGCUGCCUUUGAUCUGGGGCUUGUUCUACCUCUGCCUUCUCUCCACGGACUCCGCACACGCACAGCAGCAGCAAGCUCGAGCCCAAGCCCAAGCGGGCGGAAAUAUUGCAUCGCCGUGGAGCGACGAUGAGGCGCACUUCAACCGAACUCUCGACUCGAUUUUGGUGCCACGCGUCGUUGGCAGCCGUGGGCAUCAACAGGUGCGUGACUACCUGGUGCAGUCACUCAAUGGCCUUGGCUUCCAAACGGAAGUCGAUGAGUUCAAGCAGCGUGUGCCAGUGUUAGGCGAACUAACGUUCGGCAAUGUCGUGGGUACCAUCAAUCCACGGGCUCAGAACUUCUUGGCCCUGGCUUGCCACUACGACAGCAAGUACUUCCCCAAUGAUCCCGGAUUUGUGGGCGCCACAGACUCGGCUGUGCCCUGUGCUAUUUUGCUGAACACAGCCAAGACGCUGAGCAGUUAUCUAACAAAAGAGUUUCGCAAUCGUAACGAUGUUGGGCUUAUGCUCAUCUUCUUUGAUGGUGAGGAGGCUUUCAAGGAAUGGACAAACGCUGACUCAGUCUAUGGAUCCAAGCAUCUGGCUUCUAAAUUGGCCCGUACACCCAGCGGAGUACAAGCUGGUGGCCAAGCACAGCUGGCGUCGCGUAAUAUCGAUCGCAUUGAAGUGCUUGUGCUGCUAGACCUAAUUGGUGCACGUAAUCCCAAGUUCUCAAGCUUCUAUGAGAACACCCAUGGUCUGCACUCCAGUCUAGUGCAGAUUGAGAAAUCCCUGCGCGCUGCUGGUCGCCUAGAGGGCAAUAAUAACAUGUUUUUAAAUCGUCUUUCCGGGGGCUUUGUUGAUGAUGAUCAUCGUCCGUUUUUGGAGGAGAAUGUGCCCAUACUGCAUUUGGUGGCCACUCCUUUCCCAGACACUUGGCAUACACCUCGAGAUAACGCUGCCAAUCUCCAUUGGCCAUCCAUACGGAAUUUCAAUCGCGUUUUCCGCAACUUUGUGUACGAAUAUUUGGUUAGACACACAGCCCCCAUCAACUUGCGUUUUUAUCGAACAUAG